AUGGCGCGAGCGAAAGAAACAGACCACCCCUCGGGCAAUGCCGAGAACAGGCUUGCGACUACGCCAGUUGAUCGUCUGCGAGUAGCGAAGCAACAGCUCCAGAAUUCCAACAACGCGCAGACAAAGUUGCACACCAUGUUCGAAGACAUGAUUCAUGAUCUCGAAGAGACUAAGAGAACUCUGAGUCUUACUGCGAACUGCCUGUCCGAUUUCCAGGCCGCACUGAGUGCAGCUCAUGAAGAGCUCGCUACGGUCAAAGAUAAGCUGGACGCAACAACGAACGAACUCUCCCUGUCAAAAUUCGAUUCCGGCAAGUACAGUGAAUGGUUUUCGGAAGAGUUCGAUGGACACGCGAAAUCUAGAAAGUUAGUCAAGACACAGAAGAAACGAAUCGAGCAGCUGGAAAGCGAACUGGCGCACGAGAAGGAGAAGGUCAAGAUGAACGCAGACUCCGAGAAGCAGCUGAGCCAGCUCAAAAAGCAGUGGUCCUCGUUGUCCAACGUCCUCGGUGACAAUUGA
Messenger RNA from Alternaria conjuncta, 519 nucleotides. RefSeq lists its product as uncharacterized. The transcript has 2 exons. Bases 1 to 519 code for a protein of 172 amino acids. Lineage: Eukaryota; Fungi; Ascomycota; Dothideomycetes; Pleosporales; Pleosporaceae. The record is from RefSeq and is a predicted model, not a curated record.